Messenger RNA from Misgurnus anguillicaudatus (oriental weatherfish), 1521 nucleotides. RefSeq names its product transmembrane protein 178Ba (gene tmem178ba). The record is from RefSeq and is a predicted model, not a curated record. NCBI's taxonomy places the organism in Eukaryota, Metazoa, Chordata, Actinopteri, Cypriniformes, Cobitidae. Gene Ontology annotation, cellular component: membrane.
GUGUUGGAUUGUCAUGUGUCCUUGCAUGCAGCAGCAAGCUAAAGGAAGCGCGCAACCCAGAUCCCACAGUCUUCGUGUGGGCUAGACAAAAUAACACAUAGAUCGGUGUUUUCUUUGUAAUGGUCGAUGUAUUACGUUACAUUUAACGGGUAUGUUUACAGCAAGCGCCACAUUUCGACCUUUUAACGCGGGAAUAAAGAUGCACAAGCGGGAUUGAAACGGGAGCUGUCCAGCAUGAGGUGCUGAUCGGCGGCCUUCAGUGAGCGAUGGCGGCGGGGAAGUGGCUUCUGUACACGGGUCUGUGUUUGUCUCUCGUCGCCUUGUGUUUUCUUACUCUCGCCAUUUCAUCGGAUCACUGGUACGAGACGGACGCGAGGAGAUACAAGGAGCGUUGCCGUGCUUUCUCAAACCGCAGGAGCGAUCCGGGAUUCAUUUACAUCCCGAACCACAGCCUUCCUCUGCGAGCCAGCAGGGCGACUCUGGAGCGAUGGGAAGACCGACUGCUGCUGUCCAGAUCCCGGCGGCAGAUGUUCGCCAUGAGCACGGCGGAUGAGUGCAGCAGAGGCUACAAUUCAACCAGUAUGGGUCUGUGGAGCAAAUGCUACAGAUUGGGAUUUGACCCAGACGUCGAAGUGCUCAUCCAGAAAGGAGUUAUCGAGCGUUGUUCAUUUAUAAAGUACUAUUACGCCGCUGCACCGGCACGAAAGGAUCUUUCCUACAAUAUUACCAAAACUAUCCAGCAAGAUGAUUGGCAUGCCUUGCAUUUGCGUCGGAUGACAGCUGGAUUCAUGGGUAUGGCUCUUUCCAUCAUUCUCUUUGGCUGGAUCAUUGGCGUUUUGGGCUGUUGCUGGGAACAAGGCCUCAUGCAUUAUGUUGCAGGCCUUCUUUUCCUAAUGGGAGGUACCUUCUGCAUCAUUUCUCUUUGCACAUGUGUUGCUGGCAUCAACUUUGAACUGUCUCGCUACCCGCGUUACCUGUUCGGCCUGCCGGAUGAUAUAAGUCACGGUUACGGCUGGUCUAUGUUCAGUGCCUGGGGAGGACUGGGGCUGACCCUCAUAGCCGGGUUCUUCUGCACCCUGGCACCGUCGAUUCAGCCUCCCCCACCAUCUCGUACCUCCUGUCCCAAGUCACGUAUGGAGAACGGAAGAGUGUGCUGAAGACACGAACAAACAAGUGACACAUGCUGUUUAUAUACUUUGAAUUGCCGGUGAUGAAGGACUCAUUGGAAGAUGUUAAGCCAAGGCCGUGUGGCCUUUCUUUGCUUUUGGGACUCUAUUGAUGUUCUCUGUAAUAAAAGCACAUUUGUAUAGUUGACAUCACUCUAGUAUGUCCUUGGUGAAGCGGUACUUGGUGUUUGUCCCCGUGUUCUGUAGCUUCUUUAUCGCCUCGAGCGUGUUUGAGUAAAAAUGACUUAUCAAAUAUCUCCUGUAAAUUCACCAUCAAUUUCACGAUGUGCUGUUGUUGUUUUCGAUGUCUAUAAUUUCUUCACUGGACAAUAAAAUGUGUUAAGAGAUGAUCCUA